CUAGUUUUACACUAAUUACAAAUUAGGCCCAGAAAAUACUAUAAUAUGGUACGAGAUUCAAUCUCAGCCGUUAAACAGUCCACGACUCACACGAUCCAAUCAUCAUCAGUAAAACUCCACGGUGGACACCACAUCCUCUCUCCCCCUUCUCUCUCUCUGGACAACGGCGCAGCCAUGUCGACGAUUUCACAAACAAAGCCCUAAUUUUCUCUCUCCUAAUUCCUCCCCCAAUUUUGAACAACAGCUUCCAGAAAUCCGUUGAAAUUGAGCCUUCCUUUUCUCGCACAUUUCAAUUUCGGAGGCAAAUUGUUUGAUUCCAAAGUUAUUUGAAACCUCGUUCGUCUUUGAAGAACGAGUUGGUUGGGUUUGAGCUGAGUUGACUCAGCAAUUAAGAUUUGCUGAGCUAGGGAUUCUUCUGUUGCGUCAUCGUUCUUGCAUCGGAUGAUUAAAUUGACAUUGGAGGAUUCACAUUUUGCUAUAGAGUAAAUUAUGGGGAAUAGUGACGUGGAGAAAUCCCCCAAGGAGGGGAAAGAAGCAAAGGAGCCAAAAACUCCUAGUUCACAGGAGCAUACUUCUGGUGCAGUUGCUGCAGAUUGGUCCGGGUUUCAGGCGUACCCUCACAUGCCUCCUCAUGGAUUCAUGACAUCGAGUCCACAAACGCACCCCUACAUGUGGGGAGUUCAGCAAUUUAUUCCACCCUACGGUACUUCACCACAUCCUUAUGUAGCAAUGUACCCCCACGGAGGAAUGUAUGCACAUCCAACUAUGGCUCCGGGAUCCUAUCCUUUCAGUCCUUUUCCUGCUAUGCCUUCUCCAAAUGGUAUUGCUGAAGCCUCUGGUAACACUCCUGGCAACAUGGAGGUGAAUGGCAAGUCAAAUGAAGGGAAAGAAAAACUGCCCGUCAAAAGAUCUAGGGGUAGUUCGGCAAGUUUAAAUGUGACCCCUGGGAAGAAUGCUGAACCUGCAAGAUCUGUGUGUGCAUCUGAAAAUGGUGCUUGUUCCAAAAGUGCUGGGAAUGACAGUGAAGGUUCAAGCGAUGGAAGUGAUACGAACUCUCAAAGUGAAUCUCCAAGGAAAUCCAACGGCCGACAAGAUUCAGCUGAACCAUCUCAGAAUGGUAGUGCUGCUCACAGUUCUCAGAAUGGAGGAUCAAGUACACCACAUGCAAUUGUAAAUCAGAAUAUGGGUAUGGUGCCUAUGGGUGUUGUCAGUGGAGUUGCGGGUCCCACCACUAACUUAAACAUCGGCAUGGAUUACUGGGCUGCCGCUCCCGCUUCUGCUGUUCCUGCAAUGCAUGGGAAGGUGCCUUCUGCUCCAGUUCAAGGAGGGAUGCUUCCUAAUGAAUCACAGCUUUGGAUACAGGACGAAAGGGAACUUAAAAGACAGAGAAGAAAGCAGUCGAACAGGGAAUCUGCUCGUAGAUCCAGAUUGCGCAAGCAGGCAGAAUGCGAUGAACUGGCCCAGCGUGCUGAAAUUUUACAAGAAGAAAACGCAUCUCUCAGGGCAGAGUUGGCUCGUAUAAGGAGCGAAUAUGAGCGUCUUCUUGCUCAAAACGCAUCUCUUAAGGAGAGACUUAGUGAUAAUCAAGAAUCGGGCGACGAUGAACGAUACAGUGGGCAAGAAGAAGAUCACAUUCAAUAGUGGGUAAUUGAAUCUUCAUGCUAAUCGACUUUUGUAGCUUUUAGCUCUAACUUCUAGCGAAAGAGAAACCACCGUUACUAAUAUGCAUGCAGUUGAAAGUUUGUUAUAACUUACCGUUAAAUAGUUUCGUGAUCUUUUGUAUCGAAUAGUGCUCAUUCUUCCUAACUUCGACCAAUUUUUUUUGGUCUAGAAGUGCAGAUUGUAGGUAAUAUGACUCUCUCUACCCUCAUUAACUUAUAUGUUGAAAGGAAUAUUAAUUAAUACAUUUUAUUAUACAUA
This is a messenger RNA of Erythranthe guttata (spotted monkey flower), 1920 nucleotides long. Its product is annotated as bZIP transcription factor 16. Gene Ontology annotation, molecular function: DNA-binding transcription factor activity; sequence-specific DNA binding. Lineage: Eukaryota; Viridiplantae; Streptophyta; Magnoliopsida; Lamiales; Phrymaceae. The record is from RefSeq and is a predicted model, not a curated record. Gene Ontology annotation, biological process: regulation of DNA-templated transcription. Gene Ontology annotation, cellular component: nucleus.